UUGCUAUCGGAAAAAUGGCGGCAGCACUGCUGCAGGAGCUGGAGGAGUCCGAGCUAAUUAAACUACCCAAAAUACUACAAAACAAAUUCGAGAAAUUUUUUUCAGAGCAGCAAUAUGAAGUUGAUGUCCUGAAGGCUCAACUGGAACAGUUUAGAGUUGACAGCGAGCAACACUUCUUUGAGAAAGCAAAAGAACUCGAGCAAUGCCAGGAAGACUUUUUGUCCCAGACUAAAGAACAUCUAAAACUGAAAGAUGAAAUCGCACAGUUGGAGAAGGAACUUCAGAGUGUGCGUGAGAAGAACAAAGAAUAUGAAACCACCCAAGAGAAUUUGUCUUCAGAACAGGCUGUGCUGUCAAAAGCCAAGGAGGAUCUUGAAACCGAAAAGCGAGAGCUUGUUCGAGCACUUGAGAGGAGGUCCUUGGAAGUAGAGCAUUUAAAUGAUGACGUGAAGCAACUCAAUGAUAAGUUGGUGGAUAUAAGCACCUCUAAGAUUGGUCUGCAGAUGAAACUAGAUGAUCUUGAGGAAGCCGAAGUCAACAUUAAAUACAAGGAGAAACGUAUGGAACAAGAGAAGGAGCUGUUACAGAGUCAGAUUACUUGGCUGAAUGAAGAGCUGAAGGCCAAGAGUGAUGAACUGCUGUCCCUGUCCCGGCAAAAGGGUAACGAGAUCCUGGAACUAAAAUGCAACUUGGACAGUAAAGAAGAUGAGUUGAACAGAUUUCAAGAUCAAGUGUCCACUUUAAAGUCUUCAAAUGAACACCUUCAGAAAUACAAUGAGGACAUGAUCAGCGAGCUGAAAGAAGCAAAGGAACAACAAGCCACUAUGAAGGAAAAAUUCAGAAAUGAAUUGAAUGCCAACAUCAAGCUUUGCAAUUUAUAUAAGGCAGCAGCUGCAGAUUCUGAAGCAAAGAGUAAUGAGCUGAGUCGGGCAGUGGAUGACCUGCACAAGUUGCUGAAGGAUGCUGGAGAAGCUAGCAAGGGUCUUGAGGAGAAGCUGCAGGAGAUGGAUACUGCCAAAGAAAACACAGUUGCUGAACUAAAGGAGAGGAUCCAGAGUCUUGAGAAAGAAUUAGAAAAUGCCAAUGAACUCCUGUCAAAUUCUAAACUCAGAGGCCCUAUUGGUGAAUCCUCUGUGCUAAGAGAUGAACAAAUGACGACUAUGUCUCCAACAGCAGCAGCUGUAGCCAAGAUUAAGCCUGACAUGAGGCUGACUGAGCUCUAUACAGCAUAUGUAGAGAGCCAGGAACAGUUACAGCUGGAGCGACUGGAGAACAAGCGAGUCAACAGGUACUUGGAUGACAUAGUGCACGAAGUGGAAGCAAAAGCACCUGUCCUCAAACGCCAAAGAGACGAGUACGAACGCAUGCAGAAGUCAGUGGCAAGUCUUUCUGGCAAGUUGGAAGAGGCUGUUCAGGAAAGGCACCGUCUACAGAAAGAAGCAGAUGAAGCCAAUAAACGCUGCUCUGUCGUGGAAAGAGAUAGCCAGAGGUGUGAGCUGUUGUUGGCGGACACAACUCAGCAGGUGCGGGUGCUGCUGAUCGAGCUGGAAGAAGCUCGUGGAAACCAUGUAGUUCAUGAGGAUGAGGUGAGCUCAGCUGAAGUCUGCAGCUCUUCAGACGUGAUAAGCCAGCACUUGGUGACCUUCCACAGUGUAGAGGAGUUGCAAAAGCAGAACCAGCGACUCCUGGUGGCACUUCGAGAGCUUAGCGAAGCCCAAGAGAAAGAAGAAAUGGAAGCUUCUGGCAAGAAGUUUGUUGAACAAGAGGAGAAUUUGGUGAGACUCAAGGCUGAGCUGGAGACAUUAAAGGAACAACGCAGCCAACAGAUGAAGGUUGCAGAGUCUGUAGCUAAGCAGAGGGACAUGUACCGUGCACUCUUGGCUCAAACUACAGGAGUCAGCUUCUCUCAACAAGGAACACCUCCUGAGGAGUUCGCGCUGACGUCCACUCCCUGGCGUUCACCAGCAACCACACCCACUGCAGGAACACCCACUGCACUCAUGUCCAUGGGAACAGAAUCUGCUGAAGGGCUCGAAGCCAAGGUGGCUCUACGACAGUUGCAGGAGGUAUUUUCCACGUAUAAGAAGGAGCGUGUAGAGAGUGACAAGGCACUGAUGGAGCAGAACGAGAAAUUGCAGGAGCAACUUGCUGACCUCCGGUCACAGAAUGCCAAGAUUUCCACCCAGCUAGAGUUUGCUUCGAAAAGGUACGAGAUGCUGCAGGACAACGUUGAGGGCUACAGGAAAGAGAUUGCUUCACUCAGGGAAAAAGAACAAAAGAUGACCACUGCUGCGCAAAAGAGUGAGCAUAGUUUGCACAAUUUAAAUGAGGAUCUACGAGCUGCCAAGGAGAAACUCGCCAUGGCUGAGAAUCAAGUAGAAAGCCUGCGUAAGGAGAGAGACAUGCUGAAGGUGGUGGAGUUCAGGCUGACUCAAGAGAGAGAGACAAUGCAGAGUCAACAACAGAGCCAGACUCUACUGCUGACCAACCUCCAGGCAAUACAGGCCACUCUAGAGCGUUCAGAAACUGAUAGUCAUCAGCAUCUGAACAGUCAGUUGGAGAAGCGGGAAAGAGAGAUCUCUCAGCUGCAGAAGAGGCUGGAGCACGAGGUGGAAGAGCGCCACCUGCUUAGCAGAAACCUGGAGAUCCAAGUGAUGGAAGCCAAGAGACAGUUGGAGGCUCAAGUAGCCUUAUACCAGAAGACCAAGGAGCUGCUAAAUGCUGCCGAGCUGGAGAUUGAGACCCUAAAGCUUCAGCAUGGCAGUACUGGCACACGGCUCAGCUUGAGCUCCCCACCUACACCCAUUGUCAGAGGUCCGCCACCUUCGCAUCAGGAGAGAGAAGAUCUGCUGUGCCGCCUGCAGCUGGCUGAAACACAUGCUGAAGAGCUGGAGGAAAGCCUCAAGGCAGCCAACUCCAGCAAGGAGCAGUACAGAGCCAUGGCUCAGAGCCUGGAGGACUCUCUGGACAAAGAAAAACAGGUAACAGAGGAGGCACACACUGCUAUUGAAACUCAUAUCAAGAAUGCUGAGGAGCAGUACCGGCAGUUGGAGGCGAAACUUCAGGAAGCAGAAAAACAGAAGCAAAACUUGGAGGAGGAAAAUAGGAGAGCUGUGGCCUCUCUGGAGGAGCAGAUGAGUAAUCUAAGGAGCACUUUGAGCAAUGCUGAGGCUGAUCACCAGGAGGCGCUACAGAAACUGGCAGUAGCUGAAGCCCUUCAGCAACAGGCUGUACAAGACAGACAUGAGCAGGCUAAGCUGGCAGCUGAGGCGCAAGAUAAGUAUGAGCGGGAAAUGAUGCUGCACGCAGCAGAUGUGGAGGCCCUGCAGGCUGCUAAAGCUCAAGCCCUGCAGGCUGUUGAGCUCAAACACCAGCUAGAGGAAAAAGCCCAGAGAGUCAGUGCUGAGCUGCUGGAGGCCAGAGUUUCCUGGGAGGAGCAGGAAAAGAUCCUCAAGGAGGAGAUGGCCAAGAUGGAGAGACGACACGAAGAGUUGCAGCGUCAGAACACACUCUUGCAUGAGCAGAUUCAGACAAUGAGCAGCAGGAUGGCUGACAACUUGAAACGAGUGGCUAGUCUGAAACCAGUUAACGUUCCUCUCGGUGAAGAGGGAAAAUCUCAAGAUCAAGUCCUUGAAAUUCUGAGGUUUGUGCGUCGAGAGAAAGAAAUUGCAGAGUCACGUUUUGAGGUAGCACAAGGGGAGAGUAUGCGACAUCGCCUCAGGGUGGAGCACCUGGAGCGUGAACUGAAGGAGACACAGGAUGGCUUGAGUGCUGCAAAAGAGAGGAUGCAGGUGACUGCAAAGACACUGGCUCAGCACAAUGAACUGAUGAAAAAGACAGAAACCAUGAGCAUCCUGAUGGAAACCAACAAGAUGCUGAGAGAGGAAAAGGACAAAAUGGAACAAGAGCUGCAGCAAGUCCAAGCUAAGGUGCAAAAAUUAGAAUCUAAUAUUAUGCCAAUGCAAGAGGCCAACUAUGAGCUGAGUGAGAAGAGCGGUAUGCUCCAAGCAGAGAAAAAACUGCUGGAAGAUGAUAUAAAGCGUUGGAAAGCUCGGACGCAGCAUUUGGUGACCCAACAGAAAGAUUCUGAUCCAGAAGAGUACAAGCGGCUGAAUUCAGAGAAAGAGGCACAUGUCAAACGUAUCCAGCAGCUCACUGAGGAGAACAGCAAACUCAAAGCUGAGAUAAUCAGGACCAGUACUGUAACAACAUCCAUGCAAACCCAGCUCCAAAAUGCACGUGAAGGAAUGAAUAAGUUGUGUGAAGAGAGGAAUCUGCUAAAGAAGGAAGUAGAGACCAAGACCGCAGAACUCCAGGAGAAGCUGCGAACUAUAACUCAGGUCAAAAAGAUCGCACGGCGCUAUAAGACUCAGUAUGAUGAGCUCAAGCUGGAACGUGACAAGUUGGUAACUGAGGCCAACAGCAGGCCCGUCACAAGACGAGGAGCUCGUCAAGCUUCGGUCCAGGAACUGCAGACCGUUAGAGAUUCCCUGAGUCAAGAUGAAGCCAGGACCAGGGAGCUGGAGGGACAACUGGAUUGUGUGCUAUAGGAGCGUGCUGAGCGUGAUGCUGAGGUGCGCACUGCCCAUGAGCAGUCAUCCCGACUGCAGGCAGAAUUAAGCAGAAUGAGGCAGGAGUUGCAGGAUAAAGCUUCCCAGGAAGAGUCACUUAGACAGCAGAUGACUGACAAGGAAGAGAAAAAGAAAGCCAUUGUGUUGGCCAAGCAGAAAAUCAAUCAGCUCAUGGUCAAUAAAGAUCAGCUGCAGAAGGAAAACGAGGAGGUGAAGCAUCAGUGUGAUGAGCUGGAGGUUCGGAUAAGUGCUCUCAAGUCCCAAUAUGAGGGGCGUUUCAGUCGACAGGAGAGGGAACUCAGAGACCUGCGAGGCCAGCAGGAGAGACAGGAGCAGAGAGAUGAGCCGACUGAAGUAGGUCCCAGCAAGACCCAAGAACCACAGAGGAGCUCUGCAAGACAGAUCUCCUUGAAACUACUCCAACAGCAGGACCGUGGCAGUACCAGCACCUCUGAGCCUCCCACUGCAAAUAUUAAACCAACACCUGUAGUGGCGACAGCUAGCAGCAGCCUGUCCAACCCAGGAAACAAGCCCACUCCAAGGGCAAGCAUCAGGCCUAUGAUCACCCCAGCGCCUGUACCCACUCCAACACCCACUGCCACUGUUAUGCCCACCACACAAGUGGAGACUCAGGAAGCAAUGCAGUCUACUGAAAGUCCCCCAGUGGAGCAUGUUACCGUGUACGGCAGUGCCAGUGGUUCAGUACGCUCCGCUAGCCCCAAUGUCCAGACUACGUUGGCUAAUCCGACGCCUGUGCAGCAGUCCCAGAUUCAGGCCACGGCAUUUGUCCAACCAACACAGCAACAGAGCAUGACUCAUGCUGAGCCAGCCAAUCAGGAGCAGACACCUGUGGUCAUCGAAGCCACACCGAGCUCACAGGUGGAAUGGCCUGCAACACUCCCCUCCUCCACUGUGUUUGGAACAGUUUCAGCAACACCAGGAACCUCUAUGUCAAAACGGCCUCGUGAGGAGGAAGACAGUACCGCCACCAUGGUCACUGACACUGACACGUCACUGGACGACAGCUCCAGGGCUCCUAUAACUAAGAAGCUGCGCAUUAUCCACAGAGUCGACCCAGAGGAGGAAGUGCCGCUGGAAGACAAUGCUGAAGCAGAAGGAGUGGUGCCAGUAGAUAGUCAAGCUUGCCAAGAUGACAGCCAUGUUGUCUGCACUUGUGUAAUGACACAGGACUUUAAUGAACUGGAGGAAGUGGAUGAGAGUGGACCCUCUGAGUACAACCCAGUGGAGCAAGAUGUUAGCCUGACUCAGAGCAGCACCCUUGAUCAGCCGCAGCAGGAUGUAAUUGUCAUAGUAACGGACACAGAGAGUGAGAAUGACCAGGAGGAAGAAGUAGAGGAAGAUGAGGAGGAGGAGGAAGAACAGGAGUAUGAUGAUGAGGAAGAGGAGGAGGAGGAAGAAGAGGAAGAUGAGGAGGAAGAUGAUGGCGGGAUGGGGGAUGAAGGCGAGGACAGUAAUGAAGGGAGCGGGGACGGCAACGAGGCUUACGAAGGAGAUGACACAGAGGGAGCUGAUGUAAUGGACCCGGGUUCAGAGACUGAGGAGAGUCUGGGGGCGUCUGACUCCACCCAGAGGCCAGCUGACUCACAGACAUCAGGCUAUGAGGCCACCACAAUGGAGGCUUUUUCCACUGAGCAACCCAUCACCAGCUCUGGUUCACGCAUGCCUCAGUCGCCACGGAGACCAGCGCACCAGCUACCUCCCCGCCUGGACAUCCACCCAGCUACAACAUCAGAACUGGGGCCGCCCGCUCAGGUUCAGCUUAACCCUGUUCGUCGGCUAUCAGCGGGCCGAGUCCCUCAGCUUACAUCGGGCAUGCCUGGCAGUUCUCAGCACUUCUUUGACGAUGAUGACAGAAUGGUUCCCAGUACUCCCACUCUGGUGGUGCCUCAUCGCUCUGAUGGCUUUGACCAGGCCAUACAUUCUCCCCAAGUUGCUGGUGUGCCACGCUUCAGAUUUGGCACCUCAGAGGAAGUGCCACAGACGAGCUCCUCUUCCCACUCUGAUCUGGGACAGCUUGCAUCGCAUGGAGGUCUUGGGAUGUAUGAUAGUCCUCUGUUCCUAGCGACUCAUGAGGAAGAGUCUGGUGGACGUAGCGUUCCCACGACUCCACUGCAAGUAGCGGCUCCAGUAACUGUGUUCUCUGAGGUCGCUCAGUCUGAUAGCACAGAACAUGCGUCCCAGUCAGUCCCGACAGUGAGCACGUCCACACCAGGUCUGGUUAUUUUAGGAGCCACUGGUACAGCGGACGACAGAGACGUGUUUCUGGAGCCAGACACAGAAAGGUGGGGAGAGGAAGGGAGGCCCAGUGCUGAUUUGUUAGUGGAUCCUGUGGCGUCUCAGGGGGAAAUAGAGGAGUCGAGCCAGCCGUGUGACAAGGCCAGCCUCCCGUCAACAAGCCAGGAGCCCUCAUCCAGCUCUGCAGAUACAAGCAGCGGCCCACCUAAACCAUCUAGACCUGGACCCAGCAGACAGUUACAGCGAUGGCCAGAGAGCCGCCGGGGCCGCGUGAAGAGAGGAGGACAAGCAUUUCCCUCUCGGGGUUCGCAUGGGAGAGGAUUCUCCAGAUGAAUGUCACUAACAUCGGCCAUCGUCUGUAAAGAUUGACAACCAUAAUCUGGUGAUUUCACAUUCCUGUCUAGCACACGUGUUUGUUUGGAAUCCUGUCGUGUGUCUCUGGGUUUGUUUUAUAUAUAUACAUAACUAGAAAGUAUCAUUGUGAGCAUAAUUCAAGUGUAAGCAGUGAGUUUUACAAAGAAAAGUAAAAAUUUUGAAACUGAAAUAAAGAUGAAUGUUGACUGAU
Molecule: messenger RNA, 7392 nt
Organism: Thalassophryne amazonica
Lineage: Eukaryota; Metazoa; Chordata; Actinopteri; Batrachoidiformes; Batrachoididae
Gene: tprb
Product: translocated promoter region b, nuclear basket protein
Biological process (GO): mRNA export from nucleus; protein import into nucleus
Cellular component (GO): nuclear pore
Molecular function (GO): structural constituent of nuclear pore
Source: RefSeq, a predicted model, not a curated record